Molecule: messenger RNA, 779 nt
Organism: Zingiber officinale
Lineage: Eukaryota; Viridiplantae; Streptophyta; Magnoliopsida; Zingiberales; Zingiberaceae
Product: guanosine deaminase-like
Exons: 4
Coding region: 111-626 (171 amino acids)
Biological process (GO): purine nucleoside catabolic process
Molecular function (GO): guanosine deaminase activity; zinc ion binding
Source: RefSeq, a predicted model, not a curated record
AUUUUAAAAGAUCACCACAGCAAUUUAGGGUCAUACUUGCGGCCAUUUUCAACUCUUACAAGAAAAUCAAGCAAACUUCGACGAAGAAGAAAGGCGAAUCUCAUGAGAGAAUGACGACUAAAGAAGGAGAAUAUGCAUCAGCUGUUCGAGAUGGAGACGAUGAUUUACUGCUAAAAGCUAUCAAAGAGGCGUAUGAUGGAGUCGAAUGUGGCGAUGGAGGUCCAUUCGGUGCUGUAGUUGCUCUGAACAAUGAGAUAGUUGUUAGUUGCCACAACAUGGUCCGGAAGAACACUGAUCCUACUGCUCAUGCCGAGAUCACUGCAAUAAGAGAGGCAUGCAAGAAACUUGGGAGAACAGAGCUCGGCGACUGUGAGAUGUAUGCGUCCUGUGAGCCGUGUCCGAUGUGCUUUGGAGCGAUUUACCUUUCCCGAAUAAAGAGAGUGGUUUACGGAGCAAAAGCUGAGGCUGCUAUAGCUGUUGGGUUCGAUGCCUCUGUUGGCGAUGCGCUGAGAGGUACCGCAUACUAUCGUAAGGGUCAUCUGGAGGUCAUAAGGGCUGGUGGAAAUGUGGCCGUCGAAGCUGAGCAGGUAUUUGAGAGGACCAAAGGAAUGUUUCGGUUGAAGUAACUUUCCCCGGAGACAAUAAGAUUUCAAACUUAUGAAUGCCUUUCUUAUCGGAAGACUUGAUCCCUUUUAUUCACUGUCAUUCAUGAACUUUGUCUGUAUGAGAAGGCACUUUGCCACUGGAAUUAUGGUAACUAGUAACUUCCUCGCCUGCAA